Molecule: messenger RNA, 627 nt
Organism: Caenorhabditis remanei
Lineage: Eukaryota; Metazoa; Nematoda; Chromadorea; Rhabditida; Rhabditidae
Exons: 3
Coding region: 1-627 (208 amino acids)
Source: RefSeq, a predicted model, not a curated record
AUGCACGAAAAGGAAGAUGAUGGUGAAGAGGAUAAUGACCAUCUGUUGGAAGAAGAUAAAUACGGAAGAUUGAUUUGUCGAAAGACAAGAACAGUGUAUCCACACGGAGAAAAGUUAACACGAGAGAAUGUAGAGGAGGCGUUCAACGAAGAAUCUCCAGCUAUUAGUUUGUCAUCGGAAGUGUUUUCGGAUAGAGAGAUAACUGUGAAUUCCAAUUCACCGUUAACACCAAACCCUAAACUUUUUAUCGGUGGGGCAACUGAGACUGAGGCGGAGAACAUGAUCGGAUUUUGUGGAUUCGUUGUUUACUAUCGUAUGCCAGAAGAUGGAACGAUGCAGUUUUCUCUUCCAUUGAUGCUGGCUUACAGAUCGUCCCAAGGGGAUCAUUUCCACUUCCCCAUCAGCCAGAGCAAACACUAUGAUUCUUAUCGAAAAUUGAACAGAAGUAUGUUUCGAGUGGAAUGUGACGACGUUUCAAUUCAUUCUAGUGACCACGGUAGAUUGGUUCCUGGAUUCUUCUCACUUGCUGCUCUUAUCAAACACUACAAAACGUUUGCAUACCAUGAUACUGAAAAUGGUAUAUUGGAGACAUUUCCAAUAAGCUUGAUCAAUAAAAAACGAAAGUAA